UAAGCCAUGGUUUUCCGUAAGGGUUUGUCUGGAAGGAUGUCUGGCUAGCAGUGUCCAUGAUGAAGUUGCUGCGUGCAAAAUGUAUCAGCCUUGAAAGGGGAAAAUGUCCGUUUUCUUAAUUGUAGAGAAAACCAUGUGGAUGGGAAUUACACCAGGACCAAGAAAUUAAAACUGCAGUAUAAAGUGGCUGCCAAGGUGCCCUUCAGGCGAAUACAAUUUGUAGUCGAGAGAGCAAUUCACUCUGCAGAAACUUUUUUUUUUCACUUCUUCUUUGCAUUUUUGUUUUCAGUCACCCUCCAAAGUCCAUUUAAUGUACAGCGAAUAAAGUCAACUUGAAUAAUACAGACCAUUUUGCCAAUGAUGUUUUUGUGGUGUUGAUUAUAAAUAUACUGUAAACAGCCCUUUUACUAAAAAUGCAAACGCUUUACGAUAUUUCGUCAGUCAUCUGUUUCCCUAAAGUUGACCUACUUACAAGGUUAAAACGUUUUUUAAAUUGCUUACAAUGUUAAAGAUGUUUAUGAAGGAGAAAUCACAAAUGGAGAAUUAGUGCCGGGAUUUGGAAUAAAUGGAAAAUGCUUGUUUAGUGGUUCUUUCUUCUGGUUUUAUUGAGUGGUGUGUGUUCGAUCUGUGUCAUUUUAUAAGCAUUCACUUCCAAUCCCCCUUAAAGAUUAAUCAUCGAUGUUUAGUUAUUUUUAUUUAUUUAUUCAACUUCGCCUAACUAAAGUACUUCUAUACAUAGAAUUUGUAUUAGGCAGGGAGACCACUGCUGCCUAGCCAAUUACAGUGGAUCUCUCGUUAAUCAGAAUUAAACUAAAGCUACUCAUAUAUAAACAAGAAAAAUCAAAAGGAAACUAAACAGAAGUUCAAAUUGCUAGAAACAGCACGACGGCGGGCUCAGAAGAGUCCUCGCUAUGUUGCACCUGGGACAGAUUGUUCUCCAGCGUCUUAUGUAGUUCUUAUCUCACGUAUAUACCAUAAAAAGCAGCACACUUGACCAUAGAGUUAACUACCAUGAGUUAACUGAAACUGUUUGCUUGGUUCUGUUUUCAGUCAAGAGGUAACAGCAGUUCUUCAUCUAAUGGUCACGAUAUGCAAUCAAUUAGGAAUAUGGAAGGAAACGAAGUGUGUGUGGACUGUGGCGCGCCGAGUCCUGACUGGGCGUCACUGAACCUUGGAGCUUUGAUGUGUAUAGAAUGUUCUGGAAUUCACAGAAAUCUUGGAACACACGUGUCUAGAGUACGAUCUCUAGACCUGGACGAAUGGCCAUCUGAGCUCACAGCUGUGAUCAGCGCAAUUGGAAACACACUUGCUAACAGCGUGUGGGAAGGAAAGCUACAAAACAGGACGAAACCAACCCCGUCUUCUUCAAGAGAAGAGAAAGAAAAAUGGGUCCGAGCGAAAUACGAGGGGAAAGAGUUUCUUCGAGAAUUACCGCCGUGUGAUUUUUCACUGGGCGAGGUAAGUGAUGUAACUUACUAAAUUAAUUGAGGAAGACAAGUAGAACAAGAGCACUUAGAAACAGUAACAAGAAUUUGUCAGGACCGUUUGUUGGAAGGAGAUGGAGCCAUUGCAGUUGGUGGAUGAAUGGUGGAUUACUGGUUCGGUAUUCGGCGCAUUGGCUGCCGAUGCAUUUGUUGGUGCUCAAUCGUCACUUUUUGCCAUUUUGAGAAGUAAGGGUGAGUGCUACUG
Messenger RNA from Orbicella faveolata, 1689 nucleotides. RefSeq names its product arf-GAP with GTPase, ANK repeat and PH domain-containing protein 1-like. NCBI's taxonomy places the organism in Eukaryota, Metazoa, Cnidaria, Anthozoa, Scleractinia, Merulinidae. Gene Ontology annotation, biological process: activation of GTPase activity. The record is from RefSeq and is a predicted model, not a curated record. Gene Ontology annotation, molecular function: protein binding; GTP binding; GTPase activator activity.